UCAUAUAAGUUUGAAAAUCAUCAAAAUGUCUAUACUACCUAAUCUAUAUACGUACAAGAUAAUAAUUCAUCAUAUUCAAUUAUACAAAUUUUCGAAAUCAACAUUCUAUCAAUGAAAACAAAAAAAAUUCUAGAGAUUAAAUAUGAACUCUAAAUUAUGUAUGUGAGAUUAGAAAAAACAGAACGUAUCGCUUCGGAAGCUGUGGUCACAAAUACUUAAGGAGAAGACGCGAAAGACGAAAGGAGGUGGGAAAAUUAAAUCGAGAAAGAGAAAGAAAGAAAUAGAGAGAGAGAGAGAGACAGAGGGAGGGAGAAAGAGGAAAGAGCGUUAGAUAAAGACAGUAAAUCGUGUAUACUCUCGUAAAGGGCGCAUACGUGGUCAGAGUUCGUCAGUCUCGAUCGGUCUUCGAGUAAAAGAGGGUUACACGUUGUUUGUGCUAUUAUUUUCUUGUCUCGAGAGCCUAUUCAGGUUUUAUGAUCUUAACGAGGAAUAAAAAAAGAAAUUAAAUAAAAAUAAAUUGAGAAUAACGAUAUCGAAAAGAAAAAAAAAAAAUACAUUUCAACCUCAUUAGAACUCGAUAUUUUACCGUGAAAAAGAAAUAAAAAUGACGGAGUAUUGGAAUAUUAUUUUUAAACGUUUGCGUUAUCAACGUAACGAAGUUAACAUCAAUAAAAUAUUUAUAAGAAAUUUGCAAGAGAUACGAUCGACCGAUUUUCAUUUCAAUGAAGAAUACAUGUUUUUCAUGUGAUAGUGUUCGCAACGUGUAAUCCUAUUUAUAUGUAUGUAUACGUGCGCAUGUGUGUGUAUCUAAUCAUCGAACUCAUUAAGAGGGGUCGUUAUUCUAUGAUCCAUAGGCAACUGCUCGCAAAUAAGUAAGCGUACUUUGCGAUUAAUGGACUUGUUGAAGGAAUCAACGCAAAAGUGUAUGUGUGUGGAUGUGUGUAUGUGCGUACGUAUGUGUUCAUUUCAUUUGAAUUUUUGAAAUGUGUUGAAAAAGAUGCAAAGAAAAAGAAAUUUCUUGAAAAAAAAGAAUUAAAAGAAGAAGAAGAAGAAGAAGAAGAAUAUGGCUAACUCUUCGUCGAUUAACAUCAGCUUCAAUGACGAGCAUGGAAUCGAAGCUUUUAAACAUUAUUCUCGAUCGGCUACUAUCGCCGCUGCCAUUUGUGCGAUAAUCUUCAGUAUUGUCGGUAUACUAGGUAAUUUGGUGACAGUAAUCGCGCUACUGAAGUAUACGAGACUAAGGCGACACGCUACAACGGCAUUCGUGAUAAGUCUUAGCGUCUCCGAUCUAAUUUUCUCUGCUGUGAAUUUGCCGUUGACAGCUAGCAGAUAUUUAAACGAAGCUUGGGUCCUCGGUGAUACUCUUUGCCAAAUCUUCCCACUUUUCUUUUAUGGAAACGUUGCUGUUUCGUUAUUGAGUAUGGUUGCGAUUACAAUCAACAGAUAUGUACUCAUAUCAAGAUCGGAUAUCUACGCUGUUAUAUACACCACCCGGGGUAUCGUAUUGAUGUUGAUCGCCAUAUGGACCCUUAGUUUCUCCCUUUUGAUACCACCUUUGGUAGGCAUCUGGGGUACUCUCGGAUUAGAUUCAAAGACCUUCUCUUGUACGAUUUUAAAGAAGAAUGGUUCGAGUCCAAAAAAAGUGCUCUUUGUUCUCGGCUUUAUCGUACCCUGCGUUGUGAUCAGCGUUUCUUAUCUUUGUAUUUACUGGCGCGUAAGAAAGAGCCGAAAGAAUUUGGAAGCACAUGCUACUGGAGGAAGACGAAAAACUGGUGGAUUUCAAAGAAGAGAAGACUCCAGAGUGACGAGACUCAUGUUGAUUAUAUUCUUGUGUUUCUUAACGUGUUUCAUGCCAUUGAUGUUAGCAAACGUAAUCGACGACAAAGUCAGAAUUCCUAUCUUACAUGUGAUCGCUUCGAUAUUAGCUUGGGCAUCCUCCGUUAUAAAUCCUUUUAUAUACGCUGGUACCAACAAAUUGUAUAGAGAAGCUUACAAACAAGUCUUAUGUCCUGUCUCAAGCAAAAUACCAACGACUGGUCCAAAACCAACGCACUCGCACUCCAGCAAAAUUUCUUCCCCUCCAUUGACGUGACUAAUAUCGUAAACUCGACUGCACGUUUGCGUCAAUUAAUUUUUUUGCUUUUAAGUUAUAAUUAGAACGAACGAAUUUAAUUAUUUAAAUAAUUGUGAAAAUAUUACGUUAUAGAUAGAUCGAUAUACUAUAGUGUGUGAUUUAGUUGUUUUUUUUUUUUUUUGAAUGGUUCCGUUUAAAUGCCAAUUAUUUUUAUAUUUGUAUUAUCUUAAAAUAGAUUUGUACCAUACAGAUUUAUUUUGUAAAGUAUCAGCGCUUUGCAUAUAUAUUAUGAAUAUCGAUCUUGUAUAUAAUAUUAUAAAACAAAAAUACUUUUUUUUUAUUUUUAUAGUACAUUUGGAAUGUUCGAGUAGAGAGUAUAUAUAAUAUAUUAUGGUAAAUAUAGUAAUGCUAUUAUUUACCUAGCGAAAUAUGGACGGAAAUUGUAGUUAUAAAUUUGUAUAAAAAAAGAAAACAUCCAUUAAAAAAAAGAUACAAAUCCAAUAUACAUUAAAAAUAUUGAAUAAAAUUAAAUAUUAUCUAAUCUAGAGUAUAUAAAUGGUAACUGCAUAUGGUGUAUAAAAAGCUUAAUUUACGAACACCUUGUAAAUAUAAAUAGUAGAUAUGGUGCAAUAGAUAUCAGCACGAUUUACUGUUUACUAAUGUAACAAUAAAUCAAUUACUUAUUGUACUUACACUUAA
Molecule: messenger RNA, 2773 nt
Organism: Vespula vulgaris
Lineage: Eukaryota; Metazoa; Arthropoda; Insecta; Hymenoptera; Vespidae
Gene: Tre1
Product: protein trapped in endoderm-1
Exons: 4
Coding region: 1064-2092 (342 amino acids)
Biological process (GO): G protein-coupled receptor signaling pathway
Cellular component (GO): membrane
Molecular function (GO): G protein-coupled receptor activity
Source: RefSeq, a predicted model, not a curated record